AUGUCUUGCGAGGCAGCCUCCACAAAUUCACGUUUUGUGUGGCCGUUGGUGACGUCAUCCCUACUUGUGCUCCUCCUCCUGCCGGCUGCCGGCCAGAAAAAACUCUUCUGCUACUACGGCAGCGAGUCACAGUACCGGACGUACCCGGGUAGAUUCAUGCCGGACAACAUUGACGUCACACUUUGCACGCACGUCAUUUUCGCUUUUGCUGACAUCAGGGACAACAAGCUGACGUCACAGAACUGGAAUGAUCUGGGCACUACAGGUCUGUAUACCCAAGUGACAAGGCUCAAAACCACCCGACCCUCCCUGAAGAUCCUGCUGGCCGUGGGAGGGUGGGUGGCGGGGUACAGGCCCUUUGCCCCGGCCGUCAGGACCAACAAGAGCAUGACGGAGUUUGUCGACAACGUCAUCAGCUACCUGAGGGGGUACGGCUUUGACGGGUUGGACAUGGACUGGGAGUUCCCGGGGGUCAGGGGCAGCCCCCCGGCCGACAAACACGCCUUCACGAGGCUGAUGAAGCUGAUGUACAACAAGUUUCUAGAAGAAUCCAUCAAGUCUGGCAGAGAGCGUCUCUUGCUGACAAUGGCGGCGGCUGUAGGGAUCGCCUUCAUAGAGGCGGCUUAUGAGGCUACGGAGAUACACAAGUACGUGGACUACAUGCUGCUGAUGACGUACAACUUCCAUGGCGGCUGGGACAACUUCACGUCCCAUCAUAGCACGAUGUUUCCUGGUCAGUUUGAUCAGGGGGAGGACAGGUGGCUGUGUCAGAACUGGGCUCUCAACUACUGGCUGUUUAUGGGAGUACCGAGGUCCAAAAUACUUUUAGGUGAGUCGAUGUUUUUAUUGAGGUCCAAAAUACUUUUAGGUGAGUCCAUGUUUUUACCGAGGUCCAAAAUACUUUUAGGUUUGGCCACCUACGGGAUGACCUUCACCCUAGUGGACGAGAAAAACAAUGGAUUGCGUGCCCCUGCUCUAGGGGGAGGUAACGGCGGCAGAUACACGAGACAGAACGGAAUUCUGGCAUUCUAUGAGAUCUGCGAGAACCUGCAGCACCAUAACUGGACGAACCAUUGGAUCGAGGACCAGCAAGUGCCCUACACCACCAAGGGAGAUCAGUGGGUCGGGUACGAUGACGUCAAGAGUAUCAGGAUUAAGGCCGAGCGAUUAAUUAACGGCUAUGGAUUGGCUGGGGCGUUCGUCUGGUCAGUGGAGCUGGACGAUUUCAAUGGCUACUGCGGGGGUGGCAAGUAUCCCCUUCUUCGAGCAAUUAAUGACGUCAUUCGACCACGUAACCAAUCUGGAGCAGAACUGCCUGAACCAGUGUUUACUCAGCCCCAGCUCCCCACCCCCGUGUCCCCCUCGGCCAAGUGUCAACAACUGGGUACUGGCCUGUACAAACAUGAGCCCAGCUGCCGCUGGUACAUCAUCUGCACACAGGUCGCUGGGGUCUGGGGUCUACGUACAGGACACUUACAGCUGUCCUGA
Messenger RNA from Physella acuta, 1488 nucleotides. RefSeq names its product chitinase-3-like protein 1. The record is from RefSeq and is a predicted model, not a curated record. Gene Ontology annotation, cellular component: extracellular region. Gene Ontology annotation, biological process: carbohydrate metabolic process; chitin catabolic process. Lineage: Eukaryota; Metazoa; Mollusca; Gastropoda; Physidae. Gene Ontology annotation, molecular function: chitin binding; chitinase activity.